Pteropus alecto (black flying fox) is the source of this 2595-nucleotide messenger RNA. It is a transcript of the gene TENT5B, whose product is annotated as terminal nucleotidyltransferase 5B. The transcript has 2 exons. The coding region runs from base 201 to 1487 and encodes 428 amino acids. The record is from RefSeq and is a predicted model, not a curated record. Lineage: Eukaryota; Metazoa; Chordata; Mammalia; Chiroptera; Pteropodidae. Gene Ontology annotation, biological process: mRNA stabilization. Gene Ontology annotation, molecular function: poly(A) RNA polymerase activity; RNA binding.
GUCAGCUGGGCCCGGGGCGACAGACUUUAGGGUCGGUUGGUCGUCGCUGCUGCAGGUGUGCCCUGGGUUUGCCUCUCUGGUCGCUGCCGUCCGGUCCCUGCAGCCGCGCCCCAGCCUUGGCUCCGGCCCAGCUGCUCUCCCUGCCCUCCUUCCUUUAACCACCCCCCGAUUUCUGCCGUCGGGGCCCCGGGGCCGGCUUAAUGAUGCCGUCGGAGAGCAAAGCUGAGAGCCCGGACCGGACGGCUACGCAGGUGGGGACGGCUGCGGCCUCGGCGGUGACCACGGCCGCCCAGGCAGGCGGCGGCCCCGACCCGAAGGCCUCAUCGGCCUCUCUCGGACGGCACCUGAGUGGGCUGGGCUGGCCACAGGUGAAGCGGCUGGAUGCGCUCCUGAGCGAGCCGAUUCCCAUUCACGGGCGCGGCAAUUUCCCUACGCUGAGCGUGCAGCCCCGGCAGAUCGUGCAGGUUGUCCGCAGCAGCCUGGAGGCACGGGGACUGCGCGUGCAUGGCGUGCGGCUACACGGCUCAGCUGCAAGCCACGUGCUGCACCCCGAUAAUGGCCUGGGCUAUAAGGACCUGGACCUAGUAUUCUGCAUGGACCUGCCCAGCGAGGCAUCCUUCCAGCUGACCAAGGAGGUGGUGCUGGCCUGCCUGUUGGACUUCUUGCCAGCCGGUGUGAGCCGGGCCAAGAUCACGCCACUGACACUGAAGGAGGCGUACGUGCAGAAGCUGGUGAAAGUGUGCACGGACACAGACCGCUGGAGCCUCAUCUCAUUGUCCAACAAGAGUGGCAAAAACAUGGAGCUCAAGUUUGUGGAUUCGGUCAGGCGCCAAUUCGAGUUCAGUGUAGACUCCUUCCAGAUCAUCCUGGACUCCCUGCUGCUCUUUGGCCAGUGCUCAUCCACACCCAUGUCCGAGGCCUUCCACCCAACAGUGACAGGAGAGAGCCUGUACGGGGACUUUGCCGAAGCCAUGGAGCACCUGCGUCACCGAGUCAUCGCCACUCGCAGCCCCGAGGAGAUCCGAGGUGGUGGCCUCCUCAAGUACUGCCACCUCCUGGUACGGGGCUUCCGGCCUCAGCCCAGCACUGAUGUAGGCGCCCUGCAACGCUACAUGUGCUCCCGCUUCUUCAUUGACUUCCCAGACCUGCUAGAACAGCAGCGCACCCUAGAACGCUACCUGGAGGCCCACUUCAGCGGGGCCGACUUGGCCCGCCGCUACGCCUGCCUGGUGAUGCUGCACCGUGUGGUCAAUGAGAGCACCGUGUGCCUGAUGAGCCACGAGCGCCGCCAGACACUGGACCUCAUUGCCACAAUGGCGCUCCAGGCACUGGCUGAGCAAGGCCCGGCUGCUGCGGCAGCCCUGGCCUGGCGCCCUCCAGGCCCCGACGGCGUUGUGCCUGCCACCGUCAAUUACUACGUGACCCCUGUGCAGCCUCUGCUGGCCCGGGCCCACUCCUGCUAUCCCACCUGGCUGCCUUGUAACUGACUCGGACCUUGGCCAGAUGAGAUGGGGCCUUCCUGGAUGGAGUGGGGCCUCCAGGAGUGUGUGGAGGACAUGACCAGAGACAGGCAGCCUGUGCCAGGUGGCCCCGCACAGAUUCUCCCAAGUGAGGCCCCUAUGGGCUUAGGGACAAACUGGGGUUCUUGGCAGAUGGACCCUUUGCUUAUUGCACCACAUUUUAAACCAGCAUGAUUGUUGAGUACAAGAGCUAUUUGUCUUGGGGGGUCAAUUGCCUUCAGGAGACAAAGCAUGUUUGAGGUGAUAGCCUAAAUGUCCAUCUUGGGUUGAUUUCUGUGGCCUAGAAAGAGUCUUUUUGGCUAGGGCCAGCCCACGGUGAUCCCAGCAGCCUCUGAGGGCCUGCAGCCCACACAAUGGCUAAAUAUGAUAUGUUAUGGGAACUAGUCACUUUAGGUCAGGCUGGGCCACUAACCAGGCCUGGUAGUCCAACCUGGCUAAUCACUGGGAGAGGGGAAACUGAGGCAUGAGGCAGAUGCCUGAGUUUGGAGAGGGAUAUGUUUGGCUCAGUCCCCUAAUACUCCUAACCCAAGCUGUCAAGGUUUGUGGUGGGCAGGAGCCAAGUGGCCUGGGGUGGGACACAGCCCGUGACCCUUCUAGGGUGUUGCUCCCUUCCACCAUGUCAUGAGGAGAUCUCCUGCCUGGGAGCUUGUUCUUCAGAGGGCGUGGGGCCUGAAGUGGCCACAGUCAAGUGCUCCCACCCCGCUGGCCUGGUAGCAGGGUCCUCACCUGGAGGAGAACCAUGCCCCACCUCCUGUUACUAUUUUGCACUUUUAACACCUGCCAAUAAAGAUUGUCUACACUGAGCUUAGCACCACGCUUUCUCCUGGGAGAUCGACCUUCCAUGGCUGUGAUGGCUGUAGCUGCCUCUCGCAGCCUGAGUCUGGCUUAUAUUGUGGGAGGGGACAAGGGGUGGGGGUGUCUGAGUCCUGGGCUGUGGCUGGGGGAAUGCCCCUCCUCUCAACACCAGCCCCAGUUUGACAAUUGUGCUAGGAGCUCAUAUCUAAAUGUGUGACUUGCACCUGCCCAUUGCCUUAGCAAGUCUCUUGUUAAAGAAUAAAUAUUUCAGUAUUUCCUA